Messenger RNA from Fomitopsis serialis, 1548 nucleotides. RefSeq names its product glycoside hydrolase superfamily. Gene Ontology annotation, molecular function: alpha-amylase activity; calcium ion binding. The record is from RefSeq and is a predicted model, not a curated record. The transcript is spliced from 9 exons. Gene Ontology annotation, biological process: carbohydrate catabolic process. NCBI's taxonomy places the organism in Eukaryota, Fungi, Basidiomycota, Agaricomycetes, Polyporales, Fomitopsidaceae. Bases 1 to 1548 code for a protein of 515 amino acids.
AUGUUAGGCAGCGUUCUCGCAGCUUGUGCGUUGGCAGCCUCCGCGCUCGCUGCAACUCCGGCAGAGUGGCAGCAAAGGUCGAUCUACCAGCUUGUAACGGACCGUUUUGCUACCUCUGAUGGCUCCUCGCCAACAUGCGACACCGAAGACCGCAUCUAUUGCGGCGGUUCAUGGCAGGGGGUCAUCAACCAGCUCGAUUACAUCCAAUACAUGGGUUUCGACGCCAUUUGGAUCUCACCCAUCGUUGCCAACCUCGAGGGCAGCACCGGUGAUGGCUACUCCUACCACGGGUAUUGGACUGUGGACCAGAACGCAUUAAAUGAGCACUUCGGCACCGCGUCCGAUUUGAAUAAUCUCGCCACAGCCCUGCACGACCGCGGGAUGUACCUGAUGGUCGACAUCGUCGUAAACCACAUGGCCGCGAACACGCUCCCGCCGGACUACUCCACCCUCACGCCCUUCAACGCGGAGUCGAGCUUCCACACCUUCUGCUGGGUCACGGACUACAACAACCAGACGAACGUCGAGCAGUGCUGGCUCGGCGACAGCAAUGUCCCGCUCGUGGACUGCAACACCGAGGACGAUGGCGUCAUCGACUUUUUCCACAACUGGGUCGGGGAGCUGCGGAGCAACUACAGCGUUGACGGCUUCAGGAUCGACACCUUGAAGCAUGUCAGGAAGGAUUUCUGGCCGGACUUCCAGACGGCUGCGGGUGUGUAUGCCGUCGGGGAAGUCUUUGAGGGCGAUGUGAAUUAUGUCGCGCCCUAUACCAAGGUUCUCGAUGGGGUGUUGGACUAUCCGACGUAUUACCAACUCACGUCCGCCUUCGAGUCGACGAGCGGCUCACUCCAGAACCUCGUCAAUGUUGUACAACAGGCACAGUCCGCAUACGAGAACCAACUCUUCACAGUCGGCACAUUCCUCGAGAACCAGGAUAACCCUCGUUUCCAGAGCAUAACCACAGACCAAGGAUUGGUGAAGAAUGCGAUGACAUGGCCGCUCAUCGCAGACGGUAUCCCCAUCCUGUACUACGGCCAGGAACAAGGCUAUACCGGUAGCAACGAUCCCUACAACCGCGAAGCCCUCUGGCUUUCAGGGUACGUAAUAGAGGACAAGCCCCUCGUGCACCACGUCCGCAUCCUCAACGCAGCGCGCAAAGCCGCCAUCGCCACCUCCAGCAGCUAUCUCUCCACCGCCGUCACCUUCCCGUCGGUAGGCGGCAACACCCUCGCAGUAUCCAAGUACCCCAUGCUCUCGCUCCUCACCAACGUCGGCGCGAGCGGCACGCCGGCAUGGGACGUCUCCUCGGGGACCGGCUACUCCUCGGGCACGGAACUCAUCGACGUCCUCACGUGCACGACGUACACCGCGGGCAGCGGUGGGAGCGUCAGUGUCACCGGGAGCGGAGGCAACCCUGUCAUUCUCCUCCCGACGGGUGCGUUCAACACUACGUACUGCAGUGCGCUCGCUGGAACGCACUCGACGAGCUCGCACACCGUCGCGGUGACAUUCGAGGUGGAGUAUGAUACCGUGUACGGCGGUCAGUGA